This is a messenger RNA of Musa acuminata AAA Group (dessert banana), 853 nucleotides long. RefSeq lists its product as uncharacterized. The record is from RefSeq and is a predicted model, not a curated record. Lineage: Eukaryota; Viridiplantae; Streptophyta; Magnoliopsida; Zingiberales; Musaceae. The transcript is spliced from 2 exons. The coding region runs from base 206 to 853 and encodes 215 amino acids.
GUGUGCUGUGCCAUAAAAAUAGAAGGUCAGAGGGCGAAGCAAAAGAACAUUCGACUGAGGAACCGCGCAUCGACAUCACCGUCGCCGAGGAUGAUUAACACGCGCAGCCUACACUAGGAAAGAAACAUCUUGCUCAUCUUCCACCUCUUCUGAUGAGUCAUCGGAGGAGGAGGAGUUCUUCCGGUCGGACCAAGCUGAAUUCACCAUGUCAACACCACUGCCUGAACAUGGAGACAUCCCUCGAGGACAAGCAACUCAAGCUGGUGCAGCUACAAGUGCAAAUGAUUCUGUAAAUCCUACCGACAUCAGUUUACCUCAAUCCGACAUUCUCGAACCAGGGCAGUCUCCUCCGGUUCAGGUAAUGGAGAAGUCAGAUCCGGCCGACCCGAAUCGAAUUCCCUCCUCCAUCUUCGAAAGAUCCAAGUCAACGACUCCGAUGGAGUGGAGUGUGGCCUCCAACGAGUCGUUGUUCAGCAUCCAUGUAGGGAACUCCAGCUUCUCCAAGGAGAAUGUCGUCAGUCCGAUGGCAUCCUACUCGGUCCACGCGGAAAGUGGUGCGCUACAGGCCGCAGCGGAGGCAGCGAACGCCGAGGAACAUGCUCACAAGGAGCGGCGUCCAGCUGAGCAAACAGCAUUGCCGCCCAGCUUAUCUCGCAGCUCAGCUGAAUCCUUUGCGUUUCCAAUAUUGACAGGUGAAAGGAAAAGUGGUUCGUUCAAGGGGGAACCUGGACACCCACUGCAGCCAGAGAAGGCAGAGCAGCUCCCGCCGCAGACCGGAACACCAAAAGAAGCUCCGGCUGCAGGAGAAUCCAGAUGGUUCUCAUGCUUUUCUUGUUGCACAUCUUGCUGUUGA